Molecule: messenger RNA, 4300 nt
Organism: Drosophila hydei
Lineage: Eukaryota; Metazoa; Arthropoda; Insecta; Diptera; Drosophilidae
Gene: Usp16-45
Product: ubiquitin carboxyl-terminal hydrolase 16
Exons: 5
Coding region: 109-3606 (1165 amino acids)
Biological process (GO): protein deubiquitination
Molecular function (GO): cysteine-type deubiquitinase activity; zinc ion binding
Source: RefSeq, a predicted model, not a curated record
CAAAAACUAUAUCAGGAUUUGUAAUCAGUCAUAGAAAACGAAUAACGUAAACAAAGCAGUAACAGAAUUUUAAUAAACUUGGAAUCACUGCGCUCUUAAAAGUGCUCAAUGGAGAACCGCGUAUGCAACUGUCACAAUAACAAUAACAACAACAAAGACAACAUCAACAGAAACAACAAAAUCAUCAACAUCAACAGUAAUAACAUCAGCGAUCAUAGUAAUAUCAGCGAAAAUAACAAUCAGGUCGACGAAAUUAAUGACACUGCUACAGAGGUGAGCGUGAGGGAGGCCAGAGAGCCGCUGGGUCAGUUGAGCAAUUGCAAAAGCUGCAGCGGCACCAUGGUUAAGAAACGACAGACCGACGCACAACAGGACGGCAGCAGCUGGACAGACUCGGGCGAGGAGGAGCUUGUGAAUGGACAUGCUGGCGCCGGAAGCAGUGCCACAAGUUGCCAACACAUCAAGAAGGCGGUAGAUCCGACGCGUUUGCGGCGCCAUUUGAAGUCCACGGGAUUGCUCUACGAUUGCCAGAUGUGCCAGAAACUUAAUCCGCCCAAUGAUAGUGGCGCCGACUCAACUGUCUGUGAAUACGACAACACCCUCUGGUUGUGCCUCAAAUGCGGCACGCAGCUGUGCAGCCGCGAACGCAACAAGCACGCGUUGCUGCACUAUCAGACUCCGCACUCUGACUCACAUGCGCUGGCUUUAAAUACGCGCUCAUUUAAGAUCUGGUGCUAUGAUUGCGGCACCGAGGUGUCUGCUAACUCUCGUAAGAAUCUGCUCGAUUGUGUGGAACUGGUGAAGCGUCUGGCACAGAAACCGCUCGCAACCGUAGCCGACGUACAGUACAAAAUACUAUCAACUUUAGAUCAGAUUAAUCCAAUUGUGCCGAUGACUGGCGGCAAACAGAUAAUGACCACGGCCAAUGAAGGCAAUGCGGCCAUACCGUUGCCGCCUCCAACGCCACCACCAGCCAGCUCAACUGGCACAGUGCCGGGCAUGGCCAAACGUGUGCUGGAUAAGCGUGUCAUUUAUCAGACGGCGACUGGUCUACCGGCUACUCCAUCACUGGGCAGUCCGGAACUGGAUCGUUUGCCACGCGUCCGUGGUCUAACAAACUUGGGCAAUACGUGCUUCUUUAAUGCCGUUAUGCAGUGUCUGGCGCAAACACCAUUUCUUCUGGAUGUACUCAAGGAGCUGGCAGAACCAGGAGAGCAAUUUGUAUUGCCCGGUGGCACUUUUAAUUUCAAGGAUAAGGGUGAUAUUGAGCUGCCAAUUAUAAAGGGCACGCUCUCCUCGUGGGGCAAUCUCACCGCUGCCCUCGCCAAUGCACUAGAGGAACUGCAGUCCGGUGGCAGUGUGUUUACGCCCAGCAAACUCUUUGAUAAACUGUGUGCUAAAUGUCCACAGUUUACUGGCGGUGAUCAGCACGAUGCACACGAGCUGCUGCGCCAGUUGCUGGAGAGCGUACGCUCUGAGGAUUUGAAGCGUUAUCAGCGCGUCAUUUUGCAAAAUCUAGGAUACAAGGAUCAGGAUAUUAACAGCGUGUCUGAGGAGUUGCGCCAGAAAUGCAAGAUCUAUGGCAAUCAGGCAGCCGAUCGCAUACUGCGCCCGGAGCAAGUGUUUCGCGGCUUCCUGGUCUCGACGCUCAAAUGCCAAGACUGCUUUAACAUUUCUUCACGCCACGAGUACUUUCUGGACAUGUCGUUGCCCGUGGCUGUCGAAAAGCCGCAACCCCCGCAGCGCCGCAGAACUAGUCCCGAGACCUCGCCUUCCUCCGCUCACAACAACAGCAUUCUCAACCCGAAGCUCUGCAACGGCGAGGUGGAUAUGGGUUUGACAUCGUCUCCGUUUUAUCUGCAUGCUGAUGGACAGGAAUCAUUGGGACUAUCCAAGGCACAGGUGAAGAAGGAGAAGGAGCGCGAGCGGAAGGCCAAGCGUGCCGCCAAGCACCAGCGCACCAAACAAGCCCAAAAGCUCUCGCUCAAACUAAACAUCACUGACGAGACAAACGGUGGUGGUUGUGGCGGCGGUGGUGGCUGCGGCGGCGGAGGAGGAGGAGAUGAUAUCGAUGGCGACCAACAGCCCGGGAGUGGGGAUAGCCAUGGACAAGCACAGCCUACGUCUGCGGAUACCGAUAGCGAGAAGACGCGCUCCGCUCCCUGGGGCGAGGGUCCACGUGCUAAAUCACUUUCCCAGAGUGCAACGACAUCCGAGCACUCUGAUGCCGAUGUUGAGGACAAUCUAGUUGACGAUACAGCAGCCGGAAGCAAUGCCAAGUUCUACACAGACAGCAAUGGUAAUUCGCAGCCGGUCAGCGAAAAACGCGACGAUACGCCCGAGCACAUGGACAAGGAUUCGCUGGAGGAAGACGAGAAUGACUCAGGCAUAGCCACCAGUCCGGCACCCACCACAACCACCAACAGCGCUGCCAGUACCACCAGCACCACCAGCAAUAGCAACAAUAGCAAUAAUAAUAAUAACGGAGUCUGCAAUGGUACGAAUAAGAAUGCACCAACAGAAAUAGACAGCGCGGCAGCUAGCUUGGUAAACGCCAGCUUGAGCGAAGAGGGCGCCUCUAUAAUACGGCAAUUCUCAUCGGGGCAGUUGCAGCUGCAGAUGGAGCAGCUGAGACUUCGCGAACAGGCCAAGAGUGCGGCGCCCACAAAACGAGUGCGCACCCAAAGCUACUCGGACUGGAGCACUACGAUUGCGCCUCGAUAUCAAUGCGAGGUGGGUGAGUGUUCAGUGCCGUCGUGUCUUAACAACUUUACCGCCGUAGAGCUGAUGACGGGUCAAAACAAGGUCGGCUGCGAGAGCUGCACACGGCGUAUCAACGGCCCCGAUCCGCAAGCCAAAUCCGUGAAUACAAAUGCGACAAAGCAACUGCUGGUCUCCAGUCCGCCGGCUGUGCUAAUUCUACAUCUGAAGAGAUUCCAGUUGGGUCCGCGUUGUAUCUUCCGCAAGUUAACGCGGCCUGUCAGCUACACGGUCCUGCUGGACAUAGCCGCCUUCUGCGGCUCCAAAGUAAAGAACUUGCCCAACAUCGAUCGCAAACAAAAGAAGCUGCUGUACGCGCUCUAUGGCGUUGUCGAGCAUUCUGGCGGUUUAUAUGGCGGACAUUACACGGCCUAUGUGAAGGUGCGUCCUAAGGUGACGCCCGAUGAUAAGCGCUGGAAGUUCCUGCCGCAUGGCAGCAAGGCCGAACUAGAUCAGGACGAUGAACAGCUGAAGAAGCUUGAGGAACUGUUGGUCAAGGAGAAGGCGCGUGAGAUGCGCAUGAAUGCAAUGGAUGAUAGCGAUGAUUUUACCAGCUCAAGCAGCAAUGCAUCCACCUCAGACGAGGCCUCAUCCGACCUCAGUAAUGGCCCUGUCGAUGACGAUGCAGCUGCUGCCGCAUCUGAUUCUACUGCUGGUGCUGCGGGCACUGGCGCCUCAUCCGAUCAGACGGCGGGCAUGGCCAACGGUGAGCCCGAAGAAGCGGCCAAUGUGCAGCCACCGCCCGGCAAAUGGUAUUACGUAUCGGACUCGCGUGUCCAGGAGGUCAGCGAGGAGGCGGCUCUCAAGGCACAGGCGUAUCUGCUGUUCUAUGAACGCAUCUAUUAGAAACUGGAGACCAGCUCCAGCGGUGCAAACUGACCGCCAGCAUCGUUCCAUUAGCUUAGGAUAGAUAUUUGAAAUUUAAUUAUUUUUUUUAAUAUUGUUCCUGAUUGUUUUUGUUAUUAUCCUUAAAUUUUGCAUUUUGAACGCGUCGGCGCGUCAGCGACCUACAACGAAGCAGAUGGACUGAAAAACACGCAAAGGCUCAGAUCUAAAAAGUGGCAAGAAUGCAUUUUAUACUGUAUUUUCUCUCUUAUAAAGCUAUGGAUAGAUCAGCAGGCGAGAUAUAUGCCUAGGCAUAUAUAUGCAAACACAGAUACAAACACAUACAUGGAUGAUUGACUGAAAAGACACACACACAUAGAGACAGAAAACGGACUCAGAUCUAAAGAGUGGCAGUGGAAUGCAUUUUAUAUAAAUUUGAUUGAUAGACCAAGAGGCAAUAUGUAUAUGUAUAUGUAUAUGAAUGUACAUGAAUAUGUAUAUAUGUAUAUGUAUGCCUACACACCCACACACGACAGCGAUUUGGCACACACAAGAUAUGCAGCAAAAUUAUUUAGUUUAUUGACAUAACGAAGGUUUUUGAUCAUUUUCUUUUGGAUUUUGUCGUAAAAAUUGAACAUGUUUGCAACAUUAUUUUGAUAUGAUACCUUAAAUACAUAUACCACAACAAAAACAGAUAAUUAAAAUAAAUUAUAUU